Messenger RNA from Ceratitis capitata (Mediterranean fruit fly), 2978 nucleotides. RefSeq names its product glutamate receptor ionotropic, kainate 1 (gene GluRIIB). The transcript is spliced from 14 exons. Lineage: Eukaryota; Metazoa; Arthropoda; Insecta; Diptera; Tephritidae. Gene Ontology annotation, molecular function: glutamate-gated receptor activity; transmitter-gated monoatomic ion channel activity involved in regulation of postsynaptic membrane potential. Gene Ontology annotation, cellular component: plasma membrane; postsynaptic membrane. The record is from RefSeq and is a predicted model, not a curated record. Gene Ontology annotation, biological process: monoatomic ion transport; synaptic transmission, glutamatergic; modulation of chemical synaptic transmission. Bases 179 to 2941 code for a protein of 920 amino acids.
UAAAAAGUGCGAAUUUUUUAUACAAAUUAAGAAAAUUAUAAAUUUAUAUUAAUGUGAAAAGCAUAAAUUGCAAGAGUGUAUCGAAAAUCGAAUGGGAAACUACAAUCAAAUGUGAUAAAUAUAAUAAAUGAGUGCGACCUUUAAAUAAUUGAGGUUAUGUUUAGUGUGCUGUGUGAAAAUGAAACUUUUACUUUUUACGUUGUUUUCAUUAGCGGUUUUUCAACACACCGCCCAGUUUACAAACAAUUUUGAUGUCGUCAAAAUCGGCGCAAUAUUCUUCCACGAUGAAAUGAAAUUAGUUGAAGCUUUUGAUACCGCAGUACGUGAUAUAAACAACCUGGAAUUGGAUGUUCGAUUGGAGCCGAUUAAACAUUAUCUAAGCAGUGACGAUAGUCUCACGCUGCAAGAGUUGGCAUGCGAUUUGAUCGAAAAUGGCGUCGCCGCUUUAAUUGGUCCAAGUUCAAAGGCGAGCAGUGACAUUGUUGAGGUCAUUUGCAACACCACCGGCAUUCCACAUUUACAAUUCGAUUGGUAUGGUGAGGAUAUUUAUGGACAUAGGCGUAAUCAUAAGUUGACUGUGAAUGUGGCACCGGUGGAGCAAUUACUGGCAAAGGCAUUAUUGGAUAUUGUGCGCUUCAAGAAAUUGGAGUCUUUUAUGAUAGUUUAUGAAAACAGUCGAAAUUUGGGUCGCAUGGAAUAUUUAUUCAGUUGGCGAAAGAUGAAUAAUAAAACUGGCAUCAGAUUAUGGCAUUUCAGUCGUGGCGAUGAUUAUCGUGUUAUGUGGAAACAGAUAAAUAGUCUGCGUGAAAAGUAUAUUGUUUUAGAUUGUCCCGCUGAUAUACUCAUCGAAGUGCUUAAUGCCUCAAUAAUUUUUAAUAUGACCGGACAAUUCAAUCAAUGGUUUCUUACGAGUUUGGAUACCCAUACAGCCAAUUUUAGCAGCUCAUAUUUUACGGCAUUUCUAGCAGCUAUAUAUGCUGUGCGUUUGCGUCCGUAUAUUCCGCCACCGGUGCACGAUGAGUCGGACGUUUUCGAGGAGGAUGAACCAGAUCUGAUAAGUUCUGCUCGCGGUAAAUUACUUUAUGAUGCGGUGGUCUUGUAUUUUAACGCGGUGCGAAAUCAAAUACGAAGCCAACAAUAUCGAGAACCCAGAGCGCGUUGUCAUCGUGGGUUUUGGCGCACAGGAUUGGAGAUUAUAGAACAAAUGAAGAUACUCACAGCACGCAACGUAACUCCGCCCUUUAAAACGCAGAAAAUGCAAUUGAAUGAAUAUGGAACACGUGAUGAAUUCAAUUUGGAAAUAUACAAUCCCCUGAUAGAUCGUAUUACACACAUUUGGAAUAAAAAUCAAAAUUUAGUCCCAUACGAAACUUUAGUCGCAGCGAAAGAGAGUAAAAAGAAGAAAUUCGAUGAGGUACAGGACUAUACGGUUAAGCGUGUGAAGUAUAUAGUAGCGACACGCCUCGGUGAACCAUAUUUCAUGUACCGUCCAGAGCCUGAGGGCGUACACUAUGAAGGCAAUGAUCGAUUUAUUGGCUACGCGGUAGAUUUGAUAUAUAAACUGGCAGAAGAAUUGGAUUUCGAUUUUGUCUUCGAGUUGGUGCCCGAUAAUAAUUAUGGCAGUCAAGAUCCAAAAACCGGUGAAUGGAAUGGCAUCAUAAGGCAGUUAAUCGAUAAUAGCGCCCAAAUUGGCAUAUGUGAUUUGACAAUUACGCAAGCGCGCCGUACAGUUGUAGAUUUUACAGUGCCCUUCAUGCAAUUAGGCGUUAGUAUAUUAUUUUAUAGAGAGCCACCACCGCCAAAGAGUCCGUAUGGUUUUCUUGCACCAUAUUCUUUGGAUGUUUGGAUUUGCUUGUUACUCGCUAUAAUGGUAUCGGCAUUGGCUUUGGUAGUGGUAGGACGUAUCUCACAUGCCGACUGGGUAAGCCCGAUUGCGCAUGAUCCCGAUCCUGCUGAAGUGGAGAAUAUUUGGAAUUUGAAUAACACGCUCUGGUUGAAUGUUGGUUCGAUUUUGUGUCAGGGUUGUGAUUUGCUGCCGAGAGGUUCUGCUAUGCGCGUAUUUACUGCAUUCUGGUGGAUCUUCUCGCUGCUUCUAUCUCAAACGUAUCUCGCUAAUUUGGCUGCUUUCAUCACUGCUUCCAAAAUGCAGAGUUCUGUAGAUAGUUUACACGAUCUCAUCAAUCAAAAUAAGAUACAAUUCGGUAUGUUAAAAGGUGGUAGCACACAAUUGCUGUUUUCCGAAUCGAAUGAGUCGGAAUAUCGUUUGGCUUGGAGUAAGAUGGUUUCAAUGAAACCGGACGCUUUCACAGCGAGCAAUGCAGAAGGUGUGGAUCGUGUGAAGCGUAGUGAGGGUCGUUAUGCCUUUCUAUUGGAGACCACGACCUUACAAUAUUAUUUGGCGCGAAAUUCCGAAUUGAAGCAGAUCGGUACACCAUUCAAUGAGAAGCAUUAUGGUAUUGCGGUGCCAUUGCAUGCACCUUAUCGCUCUACUCUCAGUGUGGGCAUAUUGAAGCUUAGCGAAAAGGGUGAACUAUUUAAAUUAAAAAAGAAAUGGUUUUCGGCAAAUGAGUCUAGUAAAAACGCAAAGGAGGCAAAGAACGAUGAAUCCCAGUAUACUAUGGAAUCUGUUAGUGGCAUAUUUAUAGUAUUAUUGGGUGGCAUUUGUGUUUCCUUACUAAUUGGCAUACUUGAGUUCUUGUGGAACGUUGAGCAGAUUGUAGUGCAAGAGAAGCUGCCCGCAAUGGUUGUGUUAAAGGCUGAGUUGAAAUUCUUCAUACGUUUCUGGGAGACACGCAAGCCACUGCAUACCUAUGCGGAGAGUCGUGGCUCAACCUCAACUGGGUAUUCAUCGUAUGAUCAAAUGGCAAGUGGUUCGACGGUUAAAAAGAAAAAGAAGAAGAAGAAGAAGAAGGGAAAAAGCAAUAAAGUUUCGAGUGAUUAACUAUAACUAUGUACAUAUGUAUAAUUUAUAAAAUAUU